UUUACAACACAAUUCUUUCAAAGCCCUAGUCAGAGCUGCAUCUUCUUCUUAGCCUCAGAAAUGGUGAAGUCAAAGAACCACACUGCCCACAACCAAUCUUACAAGGCUCACAAGAAUGGCAUCAAGAAACCCAAGAGGCACCGCCACACUUCCACCAAAGGGAUGGAUUCCAAGUUCUUGAGGAACCAGAGGUAUGCAAGGAAGCUCAACAAGAAGAGCGGUGAUUCUGCCACUAAAGAAGAGUAAAUUUUUAAUGGUAAAAGAUCUAGCUUUGAUUAGUGUUUUCUAAUUGUU
Molecule: messenger RNA, 294 nt
Organism: Gossypium raimondii (Peruvian cotton)
Lineage: Eukaryota; Viridiplantae; Streptophyta; Magnoliopsida; Malvales; Malvaceae
Product: 60S ribosomal protein L29-1
Exons: 3
Coding region: 61-246 (61 amino acids)
Biological process (GO): cytoplasmic translation
Cellular component (GO): ribosome; cytosolic large ribosomal subunit
Molecular function (GO): structural constituent of ribosome
Source: RefSeq, a predicted model, not a curated record